AUGGUCCUGGUCGACACUUAUUCUCGCUUCAUCUCUGUAGUAGAGAUGAGACAUAUUGAUGCUAAAACAACUAACGAGGCACUGCAGAAGAUCUUCUUUACUUGGGGGCUUCCACUUGUAUUACAAAGUGACAACGGCCCACCCUUCCAAAGCAGCGAGUUUGUUGAAUUUUGGGAAACAAGAGGCGUGACUGUUAGGAAGUCCAUUCCAUUGUGCCCCCAGACUAACGGAAUGGUAGAACGGCAGAACCAGGGCAUAUUGAAAGCGUUGACGGCAGCGAAACUAGAGGGUACCAGCUGGAAAAAGGGGCUUCAGGAAUACGUACACGUGCACAAUACCCUAAAACCACACGCAAGGCUCUGCAUCACACCGUUCGAACUAUUAGUCGGCUGGAAAUAUCGAGGAUCGUUCCCAGCCCUAUGGAACACCAGGCAGGAUAAAGUCGACCGGGAAGAAGUUCGCGAAAGAGAUUCAACAACGAAAUUCCAAAGCAAAAUCUAUGCUGAUACUCGUCGUGGAGCAAGACCAUCUGAUAUCGCGGUGGGAGAUGUAGUAUUGAUGGCGGUGCCCAAGAAGAACAAGACCGAUCCAGUGUUCAGCACCGAGCACUAUACUGUCUUGUCUAGGGACGGUGCAAAGGUGGUGGUCCGAAGCGACAGAGGAGUACAGUACACUCGCAAUGUUCAAGAUUUUAAACGAUUACCAAUAACCGGCGAAGCAGACGACGACGAUGAACUUCCAAAGGACGCAGUUCCUUUUCCAACGCAGGAUGAAGACAAAUCGACUGAGGGCGUGACGGAACUAGUUUCGAAUGCGGAAAAGCCGGAACAACGGCCAAAACGUACCAUUCGUAGGCCAGAGAGGUUGAAGGAUAUGUUCAUGUACCGCAUUUACCAGUAACGGUUGCGUUCAACGUGCAUCUGCUUUCGUGUCGAAAAUGUGCAAAUUCGAAUAUGGUAUUAGUAUAAUCAUUCUUCAAUAACUCACCUGAGUAGCUGUUGUUCAUUUGAAAUAUCAAACAUCC
Aedes albopictus (Asian tiger mosquito) is the source of this 1024-nucleotide messenger RNA. RefSeq lists its product as uncharacterized. Gene Ontology annotation, biological process: DNA integration. The coding region runs from base 1 to 900 and encodes 299 amino acids. Gene Ontology annotation, molecular function: nucleic acid binding. Lineage: Eukaryota; Metazoa; Arthropoda; Insecta; Diptera; Culicidae. The record is from RefSeq and is a predicted model, not a curated record. The transcript is spliced from 2 exons.